GCCCUGAUCGAACAUCAGAAGUACCAUACUACCAGGUAUGGCCCGUACUCUUUGCUGUUACCUUUACUCGAUUUUCAGUCCUUGCAUACUAUCUGCGCAUCUUCCCACCCGGGAUGGCAUCGCUCCGAAAAUGCUGUUACAUUCUUCUUGCUAUGGCUCUUGCGCUCUUCGUCGAGGUCCUUACCGUACUCAUAGUAUACUGCGAAAAUAUCGGCAAGCUGUGGACCGAAGACUGGCUCGAAUUCACCGGAUCGCAAUGUUUCAGUUCCGCCGUAUAUAGCUACUCCGCAGCCAUCGGCGACAGCAUCAUGGACAGCAUGAUAUUCGCCCUCCCAAUCGUAUAUGUCUGGCAGCUCUCCAAGCUGAGACUCCGCCAGCGCCUCGGUCUCGUCGUGAUAUUCGGCCUCGGCUUCACCGUCUGCGUAGUCGCCCUCCUCCAGAUCCCCUUCAUCAAGCGCCGAGAAAGCAACAUGCAGUACUUUGGCUCCGCAGUCAACAUUCUCAUCUCCAUUCAAAUCUCCUUCGCCAUAAUCGCAGCCUCGCUCCCCGAUCUCCGCGCCCUCAUAGCGCGAAAAUUCCCUCACUUUUCUCCCCUCCACCACCGCAGCUUAGCUACCAACGGCGGUCGCCAUCCUAGCGGAGGCUCCGAGAGAGGCAGAGUCGGCGUCUGGGACGCAGAGCAAAGUUCUCCAGCCCAAGGCGUGCCGGCAGAAAACGCCCACGCAACUCCUGUAGGCAAAAAGGUAUUUAGGAAACCAGACUGGCUGCGCAACAGCAUACCCGCGAGUUUAAUGUCCACCAUGAUUACGCAGAACGAAGUCGCAAGGGAUUCCACCGAGGAACCAUCGGUUCCGCCUCAGAUACCCGAGAAAGUCAAGACACCAAGUUGAUGGAAAAAUGUGUUAUUUUUGCGUCCAAUAGAUUAAUCGCACGUGGCUAGCGGUGCGAUGCGAACGCCGCCGCCGCGGGCGGCACAUGUGGGGAUCAAGGUGCGCGAGGUACCAUGCGUGAUUCGAGGUCAAUCUUUACCUUUUAUCGAAAGAGGUAGAAGGGGAUG
Molecule: messenger RNA, 1057 nt
Organism: Bipolaris sorokiniana ND90Pr
Lineage: Eukaryota; Fungi; Ascomycota; Dothideomycetes; Pleosporales; Pleosporaceae
Exons: 2
Coding region: 153-890 (245 amino acids)
Source: RefSeq, a predicted model, not a curated record